AUGAAAACUUUUGCCUUUUUAGUAGUACAUUCCUUAGCGCAAGAACAGACAUGCAAGGAUUGGGAGCUUGAGGAAAAAUGUCUAGACCAGUGUCGUCUAAUCUACACUGAUUGCACGCAGAACUGUUCUGACAACACUUGCCAGACUCAAUGCGUGAAUCGCUAUUCUGCCUGUAUGGCUGACUGUCCAUGCAAUCUCAAUUGCCCAAACGGCUGCGAUGGAUGUGAUCAUCCACUUUGUAAUGUUUGUGAUGCCGAGAGCAAUAUGCAUUCACAACAGUGUAAGAACGAAGCUGUCCAAAAGGAAAGUCUAUGCAAAAAAUCGUGCGAAAUGACGGACGAUGACUGCUAUUCUCAAUGCCAUCUUGAACUGAUGAACGAUAAGAUGGAAUGCCCUUGCAUGGACAACUGUCCAAAUGGUUGUCCUUGUGACAGCUUCAAAUGUCAACCUUACGUUUCUGUAAUUGGCGAAUACUAUCACUACAAGGAGAGUUACGUCAUCAGCACGGACGGAAGCUUCCGAGAAAAUCGCCAUUACGACUCUCCCCCAGAAAAAGCGAGCUCUCAAUACGGAUACUUCGAUAGGAUCGGCCACGAAAUCUUUCAAGGGGACAUUUUCUUCUUCGGCGGGCGCUCUGAUGAGUUGAAAAUCGCCAAGCUUGAUGGAUGCGAGGUGGUUGAGCUUGAUGUACGACUGCUCUUCCCCUAUGAUUGUUACUACGGCUCUUCUACUGCAAACGAAGAAGAAAUAUUCAUCUGCUUCAGCGAAUCUCCUUACAGAUACUGUGAAGGAUUUGACGGAAACCAGAUGCGAGAAAUUUCCUGCACGACUGAAUAUUCUCAUCAGAAGGGAUGCAUGGCAUACUACAAUGAUGAUGUCUACGCUAUUGGCGGCACGAGAAGCAACGAGCCAACUCAUGGAAAUGUGGAGAUCCUUGGCUACAGUGGGUGGACUUUGGGAGUUCCUAUGAACGAGGAAAGUGGAUCGCAUGGGCAUGAAUGUCUGCCUGUCUCCAAUGGAAUCCUUCUCUUUGGCGGUAAUGCCGAAUCACCAGACUACGACUGGGAAAGAGCUGUUCACUUUUUCACCGGAACAAACUGGUCUGUCGUUGGCUUCCUCAAUGAGCCACAACGAUAUCCUUCUGGUGCUGUAAUUGGAAAUUAUGUCUUUGUUGUUAGCGGGCGAAAAAAACCCUACGCCAUAGAGCGUCUUGAAUGGACUGGGUCCAACAUCACAUCGUCUGAAAUAAUUCACAACCAUAUCGACAACCUGAACCGGCCGAUGGUUUGGGAAGGCAAUCCAACACUUUGCGAAGCUGAAUGCAACUGA
This is a messenger RNA of Oikopleura dioica, 1329 nucleotides long. Lineage: Eukaryota; Metazoa; Chordata; Appendicularia; Copelata; Oikopleuridae. The record is from the annotation of a GenBank genome assembly.